AGAAAUAGACUUCCGGCCGAACCUUCUCCCUCCAUCCUGCUCAGUUUCCCCUCCGUUUACUGUUCCUCCCAUUUCCCUUCCUUCUCCUUCUCCUCAUCAUUCUUCCCACCUCCCCUCUCCCAGGCCAACCCAGAACUACCUCUUCUACUUGACUUACUUGAACCACUUGAGCCAACCAACCAAUAGCCAGUAUGGUCACUAAUUGGAAAAAGCAAAUGCCGCCCAAGCGUCCUCCCCCGGCCGUACAAGAGAAGGGAAAGGGGCCAGCUGUGUACCCCAAUGGCGAGUAUCUCUGUCAACAAGAGGAGUAUCAUGACAUAAUGGAACAUCAUUUUAUGAUGGGCGUGCUUACACGACCUCAUAUACGAUCCGCUCCGGAAAUAGUCCGCAACGGCUUUAGUCUGCUCGCUCUACGCGUCCAGGACUGGGCCAUGGCAUGGGGUGAGAGCAAGCCAAUGUACCGUCUCUCUGAUGAUGACAAACGGAUGAUCAUUGCAAGUCUGGAUGGUUUUUGCAUCCAAGAUGACUGGGACAGUAUAUAUUCCUCUCUUCCCCCUGGCGGUCGUGCUGAAUUUGGGAUUGUUUUGUUGGAAACCAUGAUGAAUAAGUUCAUCUAUGAUAAAUUUGCCGCCUCCACAUUCUGGUUCAUGGAUGCAAAAAUGGAUGCUGCUGACCAGGAAGGAGACGACAACUUCUGCAAACGACUCGACUAUGUCUAUGAGAGGUUCAAAGAAACAUUGCCCAAAGACGCAGCCUGGUGGAAGUCGACCCUCGUGAGCGUAUGUAUGCUCAGCGCGACAGAAUGGGGGUACAACAAAGCCCCUCCCACACCACUCCUUCAUGCGACACUGGAACGCCGGAAGGCCCUUCUCAAGGCGUAUGGAGACGAACUGCUAGCGAGCCAGACAUUCCAGCUCUUAUUCCGAGGCUCACUGAGCGAGGAAGAUCAGGCCAUACGCGAAGAAAGAACUCGCGAAGUCCUAGAGGAAGCUGCCCAUCAGUUCACCAGUCUCCAAGGCGAUAUGUUUGGCAAUCUUGUAGUUGAACUACUGCCUGACCUUCCGACCUUUGAUCGCCAUGCCAAUAACAUGGAUCAUCAUAUCCUUCACGUCGGCUUCAUGCCUCACCACGGUGCUCGGGUUCUAAUCGUGACACGCCCGCACUACAGCUAUCAUGACAUUGUAGCGACCAAUGGUUGGCAAUCUCGGCCUCCUCUCCAGAUCGUUACCGCAAGGGUCCUGACGGCGCCUAAGGGGCCCAAAGCUCGGGCUCGAUGGGCUGCUGCUGGCGAUAAGCCCAAUUAUGCCGCGCAGGGUCACACCAAUACCGCAGAGAAGGAGGGAUUGAACCAAGAGGAAGCUGUUGAUGAGGGUAGUGAUGGUGAAUACAAGCCACGGAAGUUGCGGAGGACAUAUUUGCGAGGGGCUGAAGAUGAAUGAGGGGUAUUAGCCUGGGAGUAGACGGACGGGUGUUUGUCGUUGAUAUAGGGGCUCUAUAUGAUUUCUACUGUGCUUCAGAUCUGUCUCUUCCUUCCUUUCUUUUAUCGUUUCAUUUCAUCGCUUGUGUAUCUCUGUCAUUCAUUCCUUUCCCAUAAAUAGAU
Aspergillus neoniger CBS 115656 is the source of this 1600-nucleotide messenger RNA. RefSeq lists its product as uncharacterized. The record is from RefSeq and is a predicted model, not a curated record. NCBI's taxonomy places the organism in Eukaryota, Fungi, Ascomycota, Eurotiomycetes, Eurotiales, Aspergillaceae. The transcript is spliced from 2 exons. The coding region runs from base 192 to 1439 and encodes 415 amino acids.